Haliotis rubra (blacklip abalone) is the source of this 2447-nucleotide messenger RNA. RefSeq names its product pescadillo-like. The transcript has 17 exons. The record is from RefSeq and is a predicted model, not a curated record. Gene Ontology annotation, molecular function: RNA binding. The coding region runs from base 128 to 2005 and encodes 625 amino acids. Gene Ontology annotation, cellular component: nucleolus; PeBoW complex. Gene Ontology annotation, biological process: ribosome biogenesis; maturation of LSU-rRNA from tricistronic rRNA transcript (SSU-rRNA, 5.8S rRNA, LSU-rRNA). NCBI's taxonomy places the organism in Eukaryota, Metazoa, Mollusca, Gastropoda, Lepetellida, Haliotidae.
GUAUGAAAUUAGACGGAGCCCAGUUUAGAAAUGCCGUGACUUCUACCGGAAGUAAAUAACGUCCCUUUACUCGAAGAAUCCACGUGCUUGUGUUUUGACAAAUUCGUGAGAUUAUUGCACACAGAAAAUGGUUAUCCGAAAGAGAAAGUAUGAAAGCGGAACGGCCACUGCCUACAUGUCUAGGAACAAGGCCAUCAAGAAGUUACAGCUCAGCCUCCCAGAUUUCAGACGCUUGUGUAUCCUCAAGGGCAUCUACCCCCAUGAACCUAAGCACAAGAAGAGGGCCAACAAAGGAAGCACUGCACCCAAAACAUUCUACUUUGUCAAAGACAUCCAGUUCCUGUCACAUGAACCAAUCAUCAACAAGUUCCGGGAGACGAAGCAUUUUGUGAAGAGAUUGAAAAAAGCUAUUGAAAAGAAAAAUUCAAAUGCUGUUCGUCGUAUCCGAGCCAACAGACCAAAAUACAAACUGGAUCAUGUCGUUAAAGAAAGAUACCCGACGUUUGUGGAUGCACUGCGCGAUGUGGACGACUGUCUGUCCAUGUGUGCCCUCUUCGCCACUUUCCCCAAGUCAUCCAAGACACACAUUGAGUUUAUACGGCUCUGUCGUAGACUUACAGUGGAGUUCAUGCACUUCGUGAUUGCAUCAAAGUCACUCAGAAAGGUGUUCAUCUCCAUCAAGGGAAUCUACUACCAGGCUGAAUUCCAUGGCCAGACAAUCACGUGGGUCACUCCACACAGGGUCGGCUUUCAGGGUCAAGCCCCCGACGUUGACUUCAAAAUCAUGCAGAUAUUUGUGGAGUUCUACACAACGUUAUUAGGAUUCAUCAACUACAAGUUAUACAGCUCCCACAACAUUCACUAUCCUCCAGAGCUGGCUCUGGAAGGAGAGAAGAAUGAAGGAGAGAAGAAUGAAGAAGACACGAAGGAGAAGUGCCUCGAGUCCGAGCAGCGGGAGGAGCGUCUGGCAGCAUUCACUCAGUCGCUGCAGACAGUGGGAAGUCCAGACCUGGAUGAUCACCUGAUCGAUGACUUCCCUACAGCAGUGUCUGAUGACCCAGACGUGGUGGAGAAGGCCCAGGUGGAAGCAGACAACAUCAAGAAGCUCCAGAGUCUGUUUAAAGGCUGCAAGUUCUUCCUCAACAGAGAGGUGCCCAGGGAGACGCUCACCUUCAUCAUCAGGUGUUUUGGAGGAGAAGUGUCGUGGUUCAGUUCCAUCGCUGUUGGGGCUACUUAUCCAGAGACUGAUGAGACUAUCACGCACCAGGUGGUUGACAGACCCAAGAUGGACAACCAGUACUUGUCUCGGUACUACAUCCAACCCCAGUGGGUUUUCGACAGUGUGAAUGCCUGCAUGCUCCUCCCAGUGGAGGACUACUUUAUCGGCGUAGUGUUACCACCUCAUCUCUCACCAUUUGUGGAUGAAGACGAAGGGGACUACAUUCCACCAGAAAAACAGAAGAUCCUUGACAAGCAGAAAGGAGUUGAUUCAGGUGUUGGGGAUGAGUCAGAAGAUGAGGAUGAAGACGAUGAAGAGGAUGAAGACAAGGGGGAUGGAGAAGAAGAAAGCGAUGAAGAAGGUGAGGACAAUGAACGCAGUGAUGAAGAAGAAGAUGAUGAGUCUGGGGAGGAAGAUGAUGGAGAGGAGGAAGAUGAUGGAGAGGAGGAAGACGAUGAUGAAGAGGAAGAUUCAGAUGAAGAAGAGAGUCCCAGCAAGGCCAAGAAGAAGAAGCCUGAACCAGAGGUGAAGAAAGCAAAGCCGAUGUCUGUGCAGCGGGGCCGUGUGGAGGAGGUGGAUGUUAAGGCGAAACUGAUGAGACAGGAGGCCGAGGAGCGUCGUCUGGCAGAGAUGAUGAUUCCCAAAAAGAAGAAGCGACUGUACCAGAAGAUCAUGUAUAAACGCAAGAAGCAGAAGCAGGAGGCUCGUGUGCUGCAGGAGAAAAGGGAGAAGAUUGAGAAGUCAGAAAAGCAGGAGAAGAGGAAGAAGAAGAAGCUGACAGCAUGAAGCAGCUACACAUUGAUCACACUGGAACUGUGAUAAUGUGAACCACAAAACAAAUGUUCCUGCUCGAGCUAGAAUCUGGGAGUCAUUUAGUGUUUCCUUCGAAAUCUGAGAAUAUGAUGCUGCUGUUGAUGCAGGACCCUGUGAUGCAGGACAUCUGCAGCAGCGUCUGGAGCACUGAUGAACCCUGUCAGCCUGGGACUGGUUGUAGUGCCUUGUACAGAACUAACAAGUCAGUUUGGGAAUGGAAAUAAUGAUCACAGUGUUUCACAUGUGCACAGAAUAAUUUCAGAACUUUCACGUACUUCAUCCUAAAUGCAGUUGAAAAGUACUGUUAAGUCGUCAGCAUGAUCGUCCCAUGUUCUUGAUACAUUUCACUGAUUCAUGGAUGAAAACUGGUGUAUAUAUGACAGUGUAUAUUACUGAGUAAAUGUGAUAGAUUGUG